Molecule: messenger RNA, 2203 nt
Organism: Ochotona curzoniae (black-lipped pika)
Lineage: Eukaryota; Metazoa; Chordata; Mammalia; Lagomorpha; Ochotonidae
Gene: VSIG8
Product: V-set and immunoglobulin domain containing 8
Exons: 7
Coding region: 135-1376 (413 amino acids)
Cellular component (GO): intracellular anatomical structure
Source: RefSeq, a predicted model, not a curated record
ACUCAUUGCACCUUCCUGCCACCCCGGGCAGUGUCUGGGCCCUCGACUCCCCUCCCUCCACCCACCCAACACACCCACCACCACCAGCCCACGGGAUACCCAGCCCCGACGGAGGAAACACCAAGCCUAGAGCCAUGGGAGUUCGAGGAGCCUUCCACCUUCUACUCGUGUGUCUGAGCCCAGCACUGCUGUCUGCUGUGAGGAUCAAUGGGGAUGGCCAGGAGGUCCUGUACCUAGCGGAAGGUGAUAACGUGAGGCUGGGCUGCCCUUACAUCUUGGACCCCGAGGACUAUGGUCCCAAUGGUUUGGACAUUGAGUGGAUGCAGGUCAACUCAGAUCCUUCUCACCGGGAGAAUGUGUUCCUGAGUUACCAGGACAAGAGGAUCAACCAUGGAAACCUUCCCCACCUGCAACAGAGGGUCCGCUUUGCAGCCUCAGACCCCAGCCAGUAUGAUGCCUCCAUCAACCUCAUGAACCUGCAGGUGUCUGACACAGCCACCUAUGAGUGCCGGGUGAAGAAGACCACCAUGGCUACCCGGAAGGUCAUUGUGACUGUCCAAGCACGUCCUGCAGUGCCCAUGUGCUGGACUGAGGGCCACAUGUCCAAAGGCAAUGAUGUGGUUUUGAAGUGCUUUGCCAAUGGAGGCUCCCAGCCCCUCUCCUACAAGUGGGCCAAGAUCAGUGGACACACUCAUCCCUACCGAGCCGGGUCUUACCACUCCCAGCACAGCUUCCACUCCGAGCUCUCCUACCAGGAAUCCUUCCACAGCUCCAUCAAUCAAGGCCUGAACAAUGGGGACCUGGUAUUGAAGGACAUCUCCAGAGAGGACAAUGGGCUGUAUCAGUGCACAGUGGCCAACCAUGUGGGCUACAGCGUCUGUGUGGUGGAAGUGAAGGUCUCAGACUCUCAGCGUGUGGGCAUGAUCAUCGGCGCCGUGCUAGGCUCCCUGCUCAUGCUGGCCUGCCUGGCCGUGGGCAUCUGGGGGCUCAUCUGUUGCUGCUGCGGGGGCGCCGGGGCUGGAGUCUCCCGUGGUGCCUUCGGCUACGGCAACGGCGGCGGGGUCGGCGGAGGGGCCUGCGGCGACUUGGCUAGUGAAAUCAGAGAGGACGCCUUGGCGCCCGGGUGCAAGGCCAGCGGGCGCGGCAGCCGCGUCACCCACCUCCUGGGGUACCCGACGCAGAACGUCAGCCGCUCCGUGCGCCGCAAGUACGCGCCUACACCCUGCGGCGGCCCCGAGGACGUGGCCCUGGCGCCCCGCACCGUCGCUGCCGCCUGCGAAGCGGGCCCCUCCCCGGUCUACGUCAAGGUCAAGAGCGCCGAGCCUGACGCCUGCGCCCAGGCGCCGCUGCCUUGCAAGGACGGUCUUUUGGUGUGAACUCACGCGCCGCGCCUCUCCGGGCUGCGUCCCGGCCGGGAGGAGGGUGCGGGGCUCCCUGCCCGCAGCUGGGGACACACGCGGGAAGGUGUCGACAGGGCUUGUCCCAGGCCGUCCGGCGGUUGGGGGCUGAAGACAUUACAUUUUCUUCGGGAAAUUCGUAGGAAGGCAGAGUCUCCUCCCCUAAAGUGGGAGGUGCCUGCAGAGGGUGGAGGAAGGCUGUCCGGUGCCCACUCUGCACCCUGAGGCCUGAAGCUCGGGGAGAAGGAGGGAGGAGAAAGAAGAGGUAGUGAGUGUCCCCAGCCCGGUGUCCCCAGUCACGGCAGAGGGCUCCGGGGGUUGGGUCGGGGUGGGGGUCUGCAUUAAGUUGUUGGCUGUGUGUGAGAUGUGAAGUCGGUUUGAGCUCCGAGGCAACCAUGUGAGCACAAUAAAGAAGCUUUGAGACUGGAGACAGAGGUGGUGGCCGUGCAUUCCAGGGAGGUUUGGGCGUGGAGGGCUCACCUGGAGAGUGGGAGAGGUUGCCCCGUUCCUGCAGCAGCCCAUGAAUCCCUGGGACUCAAAUGCUCCCAGCUGCCCCCUUCUCCUCAUCUCAUCUGCUUAAUCCUGACUUCUCUGUCUCUCCCAGGCCUGUGUUCCCCUCUGCACACAACCAGGUAGGGUUUGGAAGGCAGACUCUCCCAGACCUUCCAGCCCAGCCCUCCCUUUGGUGGAAAGGGGGUUAGCAUGUACUGAGCACCCACUGAAUGCUUGUUACCUUUUGGGAUGUUGUCUUUAUUCCUUAGUUAGGUUGCAUUUAUUCCCAUAGCACAGAGAAAGAGAGUGAGGUU